AAGUCAGGAAUAUGGCAACUCUGAAAGACAUUACCAGGCGCUUGAAGUCCAUCAAGAACAUUCAGAAAAUUACAAAGUCCAUGAAGAUGGUUUCUGCAGCAAAAUACGCAAGAGCUGAGAGGGAGCUGAAGCCUGCUAGAGUCUAUGGAACAGGAGCACUGGCUCUCUAUGAGAAGGCAGAAAUAAAGGCACCAGAGGACAAGAAGAAGCACCUUCUUAUUGGUGUGUCCUCUGACCGAGGUCUGUGUGGUGCUAUCCAUACAUCUAUUGCGAAGACCUUGAAGAACGAGAUUACCAACCUCUCAAAUGCAGGGAAAGAAGUUAUGGUGGUUGGAGUAGGUGACAAGAUCAGAGGCCUACUUCAGAGGUGAAAAGGAGAAGGGUUCCUGCUGACAUUCAAAGAAGUGGGACGGAGACCUCCGAGCUUUGGAGAUGCUUCAGUCAUUGCCUUGGAGUUGUUAAACUCUGGGUAUGAAUUUGAUGAAGGCUCUGUCAUCUACAAUCGGUUCAGGUCUGUCAUCUCUUACAAGACUGAUGAAAAACCAAUCUUCUCCCUUGAAACAGUUGCUGGUUCUGAAAGCCUAAGUAUCUAUGAUGAUAUUGAUGCUGAUGUGCUGAGAAACUACCAGGAAUUUACACUAGCAAAUAUUUUGUACUACUCCCUGAAAGAAUCCACCACCAGCGAGCAGAGUGCUAGGAUGACCGCUAUGGACAACGCUAGCAAAAAUGCUUCUGAGAUGAUUGACAAAUUGACCUUGACAUUCAACCGUACCCGUCAAGCUGUCAUUACCAAGGAGCUUAUUGAGAUCAUCUCCGGUGCUGCUGCUCUGUGAGUACCUGUAUAAAUGUGAAACAGGAGUUGUUGCAAAGUGGUGUAAUGUUUGCACGUCCUGCUCCAGUCAGGUUGAGGGGGAAGGUAAGGGCAUGUAAGUCCCAGAGCUGGA
Phaethon lepturus (White-tailed tropicbird) is the source of this 944-nucleotide messenger RNA. RefSeq names its product ATP synthase, H+ transporting, mitochondrial F1 complex, gamma polypeptide 1 (gene ATP5F1C). Lineage: Eukaryota; Metazoa; Chordata; Aves; Phaethontiformes; Phaethontidae. The transcript has 7 exons. Gene Ontology annotation, biological process: proton motive force-driven ATP synthesis. The record is from RefSeq and is a predicted model, not a curated record. Gene Ontology annotation, molecular function: proton-transporting ATP synthase activity, rotational mechanism.